Molecule: messenger RNA, 1563 nt
Organism: Saxophila tyrrhenica
Lineage: Eukaryota; Fungi; Ascomycota; Dothideomycetes; Mycosphaerellales; Extremaceae
Exons: 2
Coding region: 1-1563 (520 amino acids)
Biological process (GO): transmembrane transport
Cellular component (GO): fungal-type vacuole membrane
Molecular function (GO): transmembrane transporter activity
Source: RefSeq, a predicted model, not a curated record
AUGAAAGGACCCGCGCCCCUUGAGCAGACGAACCGCAAGACCCGCAUCCUAUCGGUGGCACUAAUUAUGGCGAGUAAUCAAGAGCCUCGCCAGAAGACCCUCGAUGCUGACUAUCCGAUAGCCUUCUCCGCCUGGGAACCCGCCUUCGCCGAGCGCCUCGAACUCACCGCUACCCAAGCGAACCUCAUCGGCAACUUUGGCAACAUAGGAAUGUACGCGAUGGGCAUCCCCGGCGGCCUGCUGAUCGAUUCGCGGGGUCCAAGAUGGGGUGUGUUUGUAGGAGUUAUUGGGUUGUCAGUUGGAUACUUCCCACUACACACGGCAUACGACAAAGGACCGGGGAGCAUGAGCGUGCCGGCGCUGUGCUUUUUCAGCUUGAUGACGGGCAUCGCGAGUUGUACGGCUUUCAGCGCGGCGUUGAAGGUGUGUGCGCUCAACUGGCCGCAGCAUCGGGGGACGGCGACGGCGUUUCCGUUGAGUGCGUUUGGGUUGAGUGCGUUCUUCUGGACUACGCUUUCGUCGUUUUUGUUUCCGGACAACAUCUCUGCCUACCUACUUCUACUGGCCAUUGGAGCGACGACGUUGGUUUUUGUGGGGAUGCUGUUCCUGAGAACAGUGCCACCAAGUUCGUCUUACGAGGCUGUCUCGACAGAUGAUGGAAGCUCCAAUCGCAUGCGGAGGACAAGUUCCCACUCAAGACACAGCAGCAAAGCAAGCACAGGCGAUGAGGUUGGGAGAGAAGACGAGCGAGCCUCUCUCGUGUCUUCAGAUGGUUCUGUCCCCGGCGAUAUCCCAGAGGGAAAAGUCCACAAAGCUCAGCCACGCAAACCAGACAUCUCCGGCUGGAUUCUUCUCAGAACUCCCAAAUUCUGGCAACUAUGGAUCAUCCUCGGGCUACUAUGCGGCGUCGGCCUCAUGACAAUCAACAACAUUGGCAACGAUGCCCGCGCCCUCUGGUACCACUUCGACCCCAAAGUGAGUCACGAUUUCAUCCAAGGCCGCCAACUCAUCCACGUCGGCAUCCUUUCCCUUGGCUCAUUUACCGGCCGCCUUUGCUCGGGCAUUGGUAGCGACUGGCUCAUCCACCACAACUCCUCCCGAUUCUGGACUCUCGUCGCCUCUGCGAGCAUCUUCACCGUUGCGCAGGUUCUGGCCAUGAUUCUCUCAAACCCGCACUAUCUCUUCCUGCUCUCCAGCCUGACAGGAUUAGCCUACGGAGCUCUAUUCGGCGUCUUCCCCGCCCUCGUCGCUGACGCCUUCGGCACAUCCGGUAUGGCGAUCAACUGGGGCGCCAUGACGCUCGCUCCCGUCGCUACAGGCAACAUCUUCAACCUGCUCUACGGCAGCAUUUUAGACGGCAACAGCGUAGCUAGGGGUGGCGACGGCAAGCAUGCUGGGGAAUUGGUCUGUGAUGCGGGCAAGGCGUGCUACAGCUCAGCGUACUGGAUCACGCUGUUGGCGUCGGUGGUGGGGAUUCUGUGGACGCUGUGGUGUAUACGGACGGAGCGGGUGGAGCAGUUGAGGGAUGGGAGGGAAGUGGAGGGGAGGGAGCAUGAGCCUUGA